UUUUAACUUGGUGUAUGUAGUCGGUGCAAGCUGCUCGCUGAGCUCGUAUUUUUCCAAACAUAAAGUUGCCGAAAUGAAAUUUUUCAUUCUAUAUUUAUUGAUUGGUAUUAUUAGUGUUUCGUCUCAUAGUGCUGAGGAUGAAUCUAAACCUAAGGGAGAGGUUAAAAAACUUCCGACAGAAGUGGAAGAAUGUGCUCAGCAAGAAGGACUUAAAAAUAUACAUGAUGUUGAGGAGACUAUAAAAAAUAAAGAUUACAACAAUUUAACUCGAGAAAUGCGUUGCUUUACGGCAUGUGUUUUCAAAAAGCAAGGGCUGAUAGGACCUGAUGGAACCGCACACAAAAAUUUCCAGCGACCGGAAAUAGCAAGGCAUUGUAAAGACUUAAGUGGAAAGGACGAAUGUGAAAUCGCUUAUAAAAUUGUUGUGUGCAUGAACCGACCAGAAUUUUUUGACGAUUGAAGAAAUUAAUAGAAAAUAAGUAUGGCUACCAGUAUGUCUUGAUUACAAUUUAUGAAGAACAAUCUUGAAUACAAUAAUUAUAAAGAUUAUGGAUCUUGAAGCUUUCGUUCUGUACUGAAUCAUAUUAGAAUAUUUAAUUUAUUGUAAUUAACCAUAGCGUAUCAAUUUCAUAACUUCACAAUUGACAGUUAUCAUUUAAAAUAUAAACUCAAUUGAAAUAAUAUAUUAUAAUAGCUUAAUUAAAUGCUUCUUUUCAAAAUGUUAA
This is a messenger RNA of Phymastichus coffea, 725 nucleotides long. RefSeq names its product general odorant-binding protein 56a-like. The transcript is spliced from 5 exons. Lineage: Eukaryota; Metazoa; Arthropoda; Insecta; Hymenoptera; Eulophidae. The record is from RefSeq and is a predicted model, not a curated record. Gene Ontology annotation, molecular function: odorant binding. Bases 74 to 460 code for a protein of 128 amino acids.